Astyanax mexicanus (Mexican tetra) is the source of this 2214-nucleotide messenger RNA. RefSeq names its product zinc finger protein 239-like. The transcript is spliced from 2 exons. Bases 226 to 1344 code for a protein of 372 amino acids. Lineage: Eukaryota; Metazoa; Chordata; Actinopteri; Characiformes; Acestrorhamphidae. The record is from RefSeq and is a predicted model, not a curated record. Gene Ontology annotation, biological process: regulation of cytokine production; regulation of immune system process; negative regulation of transcription by RNA polymerase II.
CUUUUAUUUUGACGGGAAAGUCACGGAUCUGUUCCUCCCGCAGCGCCGGAGGAAGAGCAGAAUCAGCUGAACUACAGAAGAAAUGAAAACGUUCUCCUGAAAUUCAUCACCAACAACCAGGAUGUUUAACUAAGAAAGAGGUGAAGCAGAAGCCAUCCUGAAGAAUCUCCAGAAAACGCAGAAAUUGUUUGCUACAUUUAACAGACAAAGAAGCCAAGUCCCAACAUGGAGAAACAUCAGCACUCUGUCAAGAGUUUUACUAAACAGAGUGAUCUCACAAAACACCAGCGCAUUCACACAGGAGAGAAACUGUAUUACUGCUCAGACUGUGGGAAGAGUUUUAAUCGACAGGGUCAUCUCAAAAUACACCAGCGCAUUCACACAGGAGAGAAACCGUAUCACUGCUCAGACUGUGAGAGGAGUUUUACUAAACAGAGUACUCUCAAAAUACACCAGCGCAUUCACACAGGAGAGAAACCGUAUCACUGCCCAGACUGUAGAAUGAGUUUUACUAGACAGAGUACUCUCAAACUGCACAAGCGCAUUCACACAGGAUUAAAACCAUAUUACUGCUCAGACUGUGGGAAGAGUUUUACUAGACAGAAUACUCUCAAACUACACCAGCGCAUUCACACAGGAGAGAAACCGUAUUACUGCUCAGACUGUGGAAAGAGUUUUACUACACAUAGUGAACUUAGUAAACACCAGCGCGUUCACACAGGAGAGAAACCGUAUCACUGUUCAGACUGUGGGAAAAGUUUUACUGAACAGAGUAAACUCAAAAAUCACCAGCGCAUUCACACAGGAGAGAAGCCGUAUCACUGCUUAGACUGCGGAAAGAGUUUUAAUCAACAGAGUACUCUCAAAAUACACCAGCGCAUUCACACAGGAGAGAAACCGUAUUACUGCUCAGACUGUGGGAAAAGUUUUACUACACCAAGUUAUUUCAAAAAUCACCAGCGCAUUCACACAGGAGAGAAACCGUAUCACUGCUCAGACUGUGGGAAGAGUUUUACUACACAGAGUGAUCUCAAAAAUCACCAACGCAUUCACACAGGAGAGAAACCGUAUCACUGCUCGGACUGUGGAAAGAGUUUUACUCAAUGGAGUAAUCUCAAAAAACACCAGCACAUUCACACAGGAGAGAAACCGUACCACUGCUCAGACUGUGGGAAGAGUUUUACUCAACAGAGUAAACUCGAAAAACACCAAUGUGUCACUGCUGUUUCCCGGUGCCUGGCACCGAACCCCAGUAUCCGUGGUUCAGAGAUGCCUGAAGCUGCGAGGCUUCUGAACAAGGCUGAGACAGGAGGGUCAGUAGUUGUAGCCCUGCUGGUGAAUUAGAAAAAGAAAAGAGGAAAAAGAAAAGUAAAUCAUCAGUAGACAGCGCUGAUCAUCCUUUGGUUUUGCCUUUUAAUUUUGGCAUUUAAAGUGCCGUCCACUCCAAACACUGAAUCACAAAAUGUGACUUUGCUAUUGAUUUUCCAUUUUGUGUUUUAAUUUAAAUUCUGCCAGACGCUCUGAUACCGAUGCCAUCGCGAGACUACGAGAAAUCCAACAUGGCGGCAUCACGCUGCUGGAAGAAAACAUGGUAAACUAAGAAAAAUACCUCCUUAAUUUAACCCUGGAUAACAUUUUGGACUUCCUGGACUACUACUGUUAUCGGUUGUGCAUCACGAGCACCAAGGGCAACCCAAAAAAGCAACUGCAACGCGACUGUUCCACUGAUACGAAGGAAGACAGCACGAGGACUGAAUCUCAGAUCAGUCUGCUCCACUCUAUUAACGAAAAACUCGCUAUCCUUGAGAUGAUGCACACUGACAUAAAAGAGCUCAAAACAAGUAUUGAGUUCACCCAGUCACAAAUAGACACUCUGCAGGCUGAAAACAAGGACUUAAAACUCUGUCAACAAACUCACUACCGAGAAGGAAACCGUCAAAAAUGAAAACAAACUAAUGAAAGAAACUAUUUUAGACCUCGAGGGCCGCAGCAUGCAUGACAACUUUGUAUUUUAUUGGAAUCAUUGAACGACCCUAAAAAGAUCUAGAGCAUAUAAUAAAAGAAUUUAUGCAAUCAGCGCUAAAACGCUCACAGGACACUGUCAACAACAUAACUUUCCACAUAGUCCACCACAUUGAAGUUAAAAAUAACAGCAACAGAUCAAGACCGAUCGUCGCCAAAUUCGAACAUUACAAACAAAAAGAACUUGUUAAG